UUCUGCUUGCAAAUGAUUUGUAUCACUUUCCUUUAACUUCUCUUCGCCAAUUUCCAAUUGCUGCCGCUGUGCGUGUGGCAUCUUUUUCGCUCAUUAUCUUGCGGUCUACUUUAAUAGGAUUCUUUGUGCAAUAUUCAAAUUAUCGAUCCAGUCAUGAAAUUCUUUAGUGUAAUAUUACCAGGGCUGUUAGCUACAUAUGUCAGUGCUGUUCCGGUGGUAUAUACAGGAAGUAUAUACGACGUGCCAGAAGGUGUAAGCAUUGAGGAGCUGGUGGCCAGAGGCGAGACCAACUUGGUGCUGAGGGAGGCGGACAACGCCGAUGCCGAGUUUACUGCGAACGACUUCCUGGAUUCCGGCUGUAAAGACGUCGUGCUAGUAUAUGCAAGAGGGAGCACCCAAGACGGGAACUUGGGCGACCAGCCAGGACCUCAACUGGCCGCGUCCUUACAGGAUGCUUUGGGUGCUGAUCGUGUCGCAGUCCAGGGUAUUGAUUACCCGGCAGGUCUUGUGCAGAAUCUGAUUCCAGGCGGUACCGACCCCGACAGCGCCGAGGACGGAGCCGCGCUGAUUACGAAUAUAUCUGCUACAUGUCCAGAGUCACGCAUUGUGGUUUCAGGCUAUAGCCAAGGUGCUGCCUUGAUCCACAGAGCUAUGGAGCAGAUCGAGGACUCGUCUGUCCUGAGUCAAAUCGCUGCUGCGGUCACUUUCGGGGACACACAGAAGGACCAGGACGAUGACCAGGUCCCUAAUGUUGAUCCGGCAACAACACUUAUUCUUUGCAAUGAUGGAGACAAAGUCUGCGAUGGGACGUUGAUCGUCACGCGCGCGCAUCUGGACUAUACGGGCAAGGUACAGCAAGCAAGCAGCUUCGUUACUGGCCUUAUUCAGUAGGGGCGCCACAACGGCGCAGUUCUGGUUGGAGUUUGGAAAUUGAAGUCGGCAGUAUGAAUAUGGGAAUAUCUACUAUAAACCCUCUUAUUGUUUUUACUUA
This is a messenger RNA of Truncatella angustata, 991 nucleotides long. RefSeq names its product cutinase. The coding region runs from base 154 to 891 and encodes 245 amino acids. Gene Ontology annotation, biological process: carbohydrate catabolic process. The transcript is spliced from 2 exons. Gene Ontology annotation, cellular component: extracellular region. Gene Ontology annotation, molecular function: cutinase activity. Lineage: Eukaryota; Fungi; Ascomycota; Sordariomycetes; Amphisphaeriales; Sporocadaceae. The record is from RefSeq and is a predicted model, not a curated record.